Messenger RNA from Cornus florida, 1627 nucleotides. Its product is annotated as probable pectate lyase 4. The transcript is spliced from 5 exons. The coding region runs from base 64 to 1212 and encodes 382 amino acids. Gene Ontology annotation, molecular function: pectate lyase activity. Lineage: Eukaryota; Viridiplantae; Streptophyta; Magnoliopsida; Cornales; Cornaceae. The record is from RefSeq and is a predicted model, not a curated record.
AAUGAUAUAUAUCAAUGUGGGUCAGUUUUUCAACAUAGCGAGAAACGUCUGUGUCCAUUCUCAAUGGGGAACCAUCUGUGUCAUUUUUCCAACCGACACCGCAAGAACCGUAACGGCGCGAACGAGAAAACGGCAAUUCCAGCAGCCGAUAAAUACAGUCCAUCCGAUCUUAACGCCUCACAGAUCUCGAGCUCAACUACCAAUUCCAUGGCAUCCUCCUCUACUCUGCCUUACUCUCACGUCGACUCCUCCUUACGAGCCCUCGCCGGCCAAGCCGAGGGUUUCGGCCGGUUAGCCAUUGGUGGCCUCCACGGACCCCUCUACCCUGUCACCACUUUAGCAGAUGAUGGGCCAGGAUCACUUCGUGCUGGAUGUCGCAAAAAAGAACCUCUGUGGAUUGUCUUUGCAGUUGCAGGGACCAUUAAGCUCUCAUCUUAUUUGAGUGUGUCAUCUUAUAAGACCAUUGAUGGGCGGGGCAAAAGAAUCAAACUCACAGGGAAAGGUUUGAGGUUGAAGGAAUGUGAACAUGUAAUUGUAUGCAAUCUAGAGUUUGAAGGUGGUAGAGGACCUGAUGUUGAUGGCAUUCAAAUUAAACCUAAUUCAAAGCACAUAUGGAUAGACCGUUGCAGCCUUCGUGAUUUUGAUGAUGGUUUGAUAGAUAUCACCCGGGAGAGCACAGAUAUUACUAUUUCUAGAUGUCACUUUUCACGGCAUGACAAGACAAUUCUCAUUGGAGCAGACCCUUCUCACACUGGUGACAGAUGCAUGCGGGUGACCAUUCACCAUUGCUUUUUUGAUGGUACUCGACAGCGCCACCCUCGUGUUAGGUUUGGGAAAGUACAUUUAUACAAUAAUUACACCAGAAACUGGGGCAUUUAUGCUGUUUGUGCCAGUGUAGAAUCACAGAUAUAUUCACAAUGCAAUAUUUAUGAAGCAGGACAAAAGAAGGUGGCUUUUAAAUAUCUCACAGAGAAGGCGGCUGAUAAAGAAGAGGCAAGUACUGGCAGCAUGAUAUCUGAGGGGGACUUGUUUGUAAGCGGAACUCAAUCCGGUUUGUUGACCCGGGCCAAUGAAGAUAGUGUGUUCCAUCCUAGUGCAUACUACCCCACAUGGACGGUGGGAGCUCCGUCGAAUGAUCUUAAACAUGUUCUACAACAUUGUACAGGAUGGCAGUGUGUUCCACUGCCAGAAGAUCAGAAAGUGAUUACCUAGUAACCUCAAAUAGUAUAUAUCUAAAUAAACGUUUGCGUCCACUUCUAAUCUUGUUUAGUUUUCGACACGCCAUGGUAUAAGAUCAUCUUUGUGAAGAGUAUGGACCAAUUACAGUAAUUUUGAUUUGUGUGACAUUUGUUAUAGGUGUUCUGGUUGUUUUUUUUUUUUUUUUUCAACUGGUACUCACACACACGUCUCCGCUGAGAUUCGAACCUCUUACCUUGUUUUGGAAAGUAGGGGCUGAGUACCGGCAUACCGAUAAGCCACUGGCCCGUUGGUUUCUGAUUGUUUGUUUAUGUUGAUAGGGUUUGGCAUUUGAUGUUCUUUCAACUAUCCACGCGGUGUACUGUGUAUAUAUGCUAUACAUUUGAUUAUAUUAAUUGAAUAAAUUAGGUCUGGGCUUGUGAUGUACUUA